CUUUGCUUCUUUCCUGUAACAUCCAGCCCACCAAUUUUUGCACAUAUAUACAAAGCCCUAAGGCUCAACUUUCAUGUAGUCAAUUAAUAACAAGUAUUACCUAUCAAGAAAAAAAAUCAAGAACAAUAAUGGAGGGAAAGGGAAUUGAUGAGCGUCAAAUGAAGGGAACAGAGGACAAGGAGACGUCCUCACAACAUGGAUCUGGAUUCCACAAAAAUUCAGAUGAACUCAUAACCAUAUGUGGUGUUGAAGAGGGUGGAAAUACUCUCGAAUCCAUGGCGAAUGGGGGUUUGAACCAGGGCGCGCACCCGCCCUUCAACGUCAACCCUCCACAGGAGGGUUGCCCCCAGGCUAACACUAUUGAUCAGCUCGCCAAUCUGAAUGAUGGUGAGUUACUUUCUCAAGUAUUUGGGGGGCGACAGAAUGGAAGCAGCUUUGAUCAAAUAGCUGCAGAAGGGAUUGAAUGGUGGAGGAAACGGAUGGACAAGAUGAGCCAAGAAGAGUUCCAGCAAUUUUACGCUGCGCUGGGGAUUCUUCGGGGAAGGGUGCAGACUCACCUGCAACAACGGAUCAGAAUUAGAGACUCUAAUUCUGGGGAAACAAGCACCUCUAGCUCUAGUACCAGUACUAAUGGUAGAGCUCGACGCAGGUGACGUUGAUUAUAUUUUUCUUUUGGCAUGUUAAAUGAGAUAUUGUAAUUUUUCUUCUUUCUAGUGAUUAAAAGCUUGUAAUUUUUCUAUUAGAGAUGAAAAAAUCAAAAAGAUAUUUUUUU
Messenger RNA from Rubroshorea leprosula, 772 nucleotides. NCBI's taxonomy places the organism in Eukaryota, Viridiplantae, Streptophyta, Magnoliopsida, Malvales, Dipterocarpaceae. The record is from the annotation of a GenBank genome assembly.